Messenger RNA from Clupea harengus (Atlantic herring), 1576 nucleotides. Its product is annotated as rho GTPase-activating protein 44-like. The transcript is spliced from 12 exons. The coding region runs from base 563 to 1576 and encodes 337 amino acids. Gene Ontology annotation, cellular component: intracellular anatomical structure; cytoplasm; dendritic spine. NCBI's taxonomy places the organism in Eukaryota, Metazoa, Chordata, Actinopteri, Clupeiformes, Clupeidae. Gene Ontology annotation, biological process: modification of dendritic spine; regulation of dendritic spine morphogenesis; regulation of actin cytoskeleton organization. Gene Ontology annotation, molecular function: GTPase activator activity; protein binding. The record is from RefSeq and is a predicted model, not a curated record.
GCCAAUAGAAUCGACCCAACUGACACUGACCAGUCAUUGACAAGUUAUAGGCCCGCCAAUUUUAUCCGAAGAGCGUAUUUAUGUCACAAUUAGUUAUAGAUCAGCUAUUUUGCAAAAUGUAAACGAGACGCUAGCCUACUAUUUUGUAUUCUCACUAAAUUAUUCAAAUCAUGCAUUCCGUCUUAAAGUUUUCUGGUACCCCAUAUAAAUGAUUAAUAACGACGCCUUUUUAUUUCUUGUAUAUUUUCUUUGUAUAUUUUAACUACGACUCCCAUAGUGCACCGCACAGCGGCGUCGGCUCUUGAGCUGUCAUCCUGACCGGAGAGAAGAAAUUGGUCCAGCAUCCCAGAGAAACGGAGUAGCAGCCCAAGGACAUAAAAUGUUGUGAAAUCUUGCCCCCAAUCGCUUUGCAUUGCCGGCGAGAAAUGUUUGCUUGAUAUGGAGUGGAUUUUCCGAGGAUGUGCUUUCACGUAAAUAUCUGUACACAUAUCGCAUGACUGUUUGUCAGUGAGGAAUGCCGACCAGUUUUUGCCAUCGGGGUUAAUGCAGAAAAAGCUGCAAGAUGAAGAAACAGUUCAAUCGAAUGCGACAGCUCGCUAACCAAACGGUGGGCAGGGCUGAAAAAACAGAAGUGCUAAGUGAUGACCUGCUGCAGGUUGAGAAGCGUCUGGAGCUGGUGAAGCAGGUGUCCCACAGCACACAUAAGAAGCUGACCGCCUGUCUGCAGGGCCAGCAGGGUGUGGAGGUGGAAAAGAAGUCUGUCAGAUCGCCCUCGAAAAAGCUGCCAUUGACAACACUAGCACAAUGUAUGGUGGAGGGAGCUGCAGUUCUGGGCGACGAUUCACUACUGGGGAAGAUGCUGAAGCUGUGUGGCGAGACGCAGGAGAAGCUGGCCCAGGAGCUCAUCCUGUUCGAGUUCCAGAUCGAGAGGGAUGUGGUGGAGCCCCUCUACGACUUAGCAGAGGUGGAAAUCCCAAACAUCCAGAAACAAAGGAAACAUUUAGCGAAACUGGUUCUGGACAUGGACUCAGCUCGCACACGGUGGCAGCAGUCAUCCAAGUCCUCAGGUCAGUCCAGCAACCAGCUGCACACAGGGGCCAAGGCCGACUCCCUCAGGGAAGAGAUGGAGGAGGCAGCCAAUCGCAUGGAGAUCUGUAGGGAUCAAUUAUCGGCAGACAUGUACAGUUUUGUGGCCAAAGAGAUCGACUAUGCAAACUACUUUCAGACGUUAAUUGAAGUCCAAUCAGAGUACCACAAGAAGUCCUUGGAACUCCUGCAGAACCUCCUACCGCAGAUCAAAGCACACCAGGAGGCUUGGGUAGAUAAGCCCUGCUAUGGUAAACCCCUGGAGGAGCACCUGACGUUGAGUGGGCGGGACAUCGCCUUCCCCAUUGAGGCCUGUGUCACCAUGCUGCUGGACUGUGGCAUGCAGGAGGAGGGCCUGUUCAGAGUGGCUCCGUCUGCAUCGAAGCUGAAGAAGCUGAAAGCGUCUCUGGACUGUGGUGUGUUAGACGUGCAGGAGUACUCUGCAGAUCCCCAUGCCAUCGCAGUGGGGAAGCUAAGUGCUAACCGCUAA